Molecule: messenger RNA, 777 nt
Organism: Penicillium subrubescens
Lineage: Eukaryota; Fungi; Ascomycota; Eurotiomycetes; Eurotiales; Aspergillaceae
Product: rhamnogalacturonan acetylesterase
Exons: 1
Coding region: 1-777 (258 amino acids)
Molecular function (GO): hydrolase activity
Source: RefSeq, a predicted model, not a curated record
AUGCUUGGUCUUCUCUCGCUUUUCAUCACUCUUCUCCCAGUGCAAGCACUGCCUGCUUCAUCACAAAAGAUGCUGCCUCCGUAUUUUGUUCUCGCAGGUGACAGCACCACCGCAACCCAGUCGUCGAACGGAGGAGGCUGGGGAGAUGGAUUCUUGAAUACUACGCUUUUCAAGGGGGCAUCAGGCCAUAAUUACGGGCAUAAUGGCGCAACAACAGUCAGCUUCAGAGCUGGUGGUGAUUGGGAUAAAGUCCUAGCAACGGUCAAAAACGUCAGCCACGAGCACCAUCCAUUCGUUACCAUCCAGUUUGGACACAACGACCAGAAGGCUGCUGCAAACAUCUCGCUCGCCCAAUACACCGAGAACCUACAGCGCUUCGUGACAGAGACCGUUGAUGCUGGGGCUACGCCCAUUCUUGUCACGCCGUUGUCAAGGCGGAAUUAUGAGACUUCGUCGGGAGAACCUUCGAUCAUUCAAGAUCUCGCCAACCAGACUGCUGCGACUAUCACUGCGGCGCAUAACACUGGAGCCUCUUUCAUUGAUCUCAACCGAGCAAGUACUCAAUACCUGAAUGCCAUUGGGCCGACGGGUGCCUAUACCUACAAUUUGAUUUCUACAGAUCACACCCAUCUGAAUGUCGAGGGCAGCAUUGUGUUCGGCGGGGUAGUUGCCCAGUUGAUCCAACGGGACUUCCCUGCGUUGCAGGCGCAUAGCUUCGUUCGGGUCAAUGAGACGUUGAAAGAGGACGUUGCUCGAGGUAUCUACUACUGGCCUUGA